AGCAUUUAAUUUGACAGAAUGUGAGAAAAUUGUGAAAAUAAGAGAAAAUGUCAUUCAUGAGCCUUCAAAAUGGCGGAAACGAAAGAUGAGUCGGCGUCUGAAAAUAUUUUAGCCAACAAAGUUGCUAUAAAUGAACGGGAUUUUGAGCCUUUACCUGAACAAGAAGUUGAUGAUGAGGCUACAAUUGAUGAAGAAGAAACCUUAGAAGCAGGAGAAGGAUUUAAUCAAAAUGAAAUUAAUGAUCUGCAAAAGGAUGCAGAAGUUCCUAUUGAAGAUCUUCUUGCUCUUUAUUACACUCCUACUGAUGAAGAAAGUGAUAAUGUUAAAUUGGAAGAUAUUCAACCAGAACCAUUGAUUCAUUAUGAUAAUGAUGAUUGUGACGAUGAUGAUGAGGAAGAAGAUGAUGAUGAUGGUGAUGAUGAUUUAAAACAUAAUGGAAAUUCUUCUCAAGUUGAUAUUCCUCAAGAUAUAGCACAGUCCCCACAUUCUUCAACUUUACCUAACUGUAAUGUAAAUCCUCUAGAAAAUCAAAGAAUAACAAGAGGAUUGGCUGCUGCCUACCAAUAUUUUCCUGAUUCUGACUCCUCAUCUUCCGAUGAAGAUUAUUCACCUGCUGAAGACUGGAAAAAAGAAAUUCACGUUGGUCCUGAACAUCAAGCUAUUGUUCCUGAGACAACUUGCCCUCAUAAAAAUGAAAAAGAUGACAAAUACAACAGUAAAUGUUUAUGGAGCCCUAAAGGAAUAUCCCAACACAAAUUACAAAAAUAUAUGGAUACAGUUUGUGGGUCUGGUUGGGAUGGUGGUACUACUGCUAUUAGUAAAGGUGAUGACGAACAGGCACUAUAUGUACUUUUACAGUGCAAUUACGAUUGUGACGAAGCUUUGAAGAAAUUUAAAUCACAAACACCUCCCGCUCAAGCAAUGACAUUCUGGUCUGAAGAAGAGUGUCGUAAUUUUGAACUGGGAUUAAGACAGUUUGGGAAAGAUUUUAUCUCCAUUCAACAAUCUAAGAUACCUGGUCGAACAGUUGGAGAUAUUGUACAGUUUUAUUAUUUGUGGAAAAAGACAGAAAGACACGAUGCAUUUUCUUGUCAGCUACGAAGCAAAAAGAAAUAUGCGUUUUAUCCAGGAAUUACUGACUAUAUGGAUCGAUUUUUUGAUGAAAAUGAAUGUGCUGCAUCCAGUUGUACAGCCAGUCCAGAUCGUCUCCAGAUUUCACAAUCAAUCAAUGAGGAAAGCGUAAAGAGAUCACAUGAUGAUGACAAUUCUUCGCAGUCUUCAUCUCAAAUACAUCCUCAAUACGUACAAACCCCAGUGAUUGUCAGCCAAGAACCUCCUGCAAAAAAGCCCAAUCUCACUCAACCACUCGGUAUUCAAAAUGGUCCUCCACCUUUGAAAUCACGUGAUUCGUUACAAGUUCCUCACGUAGUAAGCCACGUGACACAUAGUGUUGUCAUGACAGCGAAUUAUAUGACCAGCCCGGUUACAAAUCAUGUUUUACACGCAUCAAACCUUUCCAACUCAGCUGGAGGUCUUCAUUAUUCUCUGUUAGAUGGUCAACAUGUUAAUGCCAUGCAGUCUAUUGAGUCUGGCAAUAACUAUCCACGUCUUACUCAAAACAGCUGAAUUUCAAUGUUUUUAUUGCUUGACCACUUUGGCUGGUUCAAAGAAUUAAUCAUGGCUGGCACAUGACUAUAGAUGCAGCAAAGAUUUAGUGUAUGUUCUUAAGAUGAAAGCUGGUUGAAUAUAUAGAUAUUCAUCUUUUGGCAUUUGAUGAUAAUCGUUUUAUGUAAACAGAUGUAUUGAUUUGUAAAGAAUUUUACUUUGGUCGACAAAGUUUCUUUUCGUCUUGACGUAGACCGACAACACGUUAUAGUCACGUGAUUACUUUUGGAACAAAGUGAACCUAAUGGAAGAAAGUGCUACUUAAACCGUCUGCUUUUUUAAACAUUGAAUAACGAUCUUUUGAUUUAAAAAUGUUCCUUCAAAUCACUGCACAUCUGCAAGUGGUUUUACAGGAUUUUCAAUGUUUUGCAUUAACGUUGAUGUGAAGAGUUAUAGAUUGUGUAUAUAUAAAACAUAACAUAGAUUUGUCAUUUUUUGACACACUUUUUGGGGUUCCUUACACGGUUUUUUUUGUAAAUUAUCGCAUUGAGUAAUACCAAUGAAUCUCGUUGGUCUAUCUAGUCGUGAAUAUUUCCAUGAAAUUGAAAAUUAUUUUUCUUUUUAGUAUUGGAUUGCAGUGAAAAUGGAAUAAAAUUUUCAUAAAACUGUCA
Molecule: messenger RNA, 2276 nt
Organism: Xenia sp. Carnegie-2017
Lineage: Eukaryota; Metazoa; Cnidaria; Anthozoa; Malacalcyonacea; Xeniidae
Product: mesoderm induction early response protein 1-like
Exons: 13
Coding region: 70-1626 (518 amino acids)
Biological process (GO): negative regulation of transcription by RNA polymerase II
Cellular component (GO): nucleoplasm
Molecular function (GO): transcription corepressor activity; histone deacetylase binding
Source: RefSeq, a predicted model, not a curated record